ACCUCCUCCCUUCCAAUGAAAUGAAACUAACAGCCUCCUGGACCCAGGCAGCAGAAGAGAUCGAAGCUAAAAGGUUUUCCCCGCCAGCUCUGUCCCCUCUGGCUCUCCUAUCCCAGCAUCAUGAUGAAGCUCAGUGAUACCCCGGCCAGGUCUCUAGACAAGUUCAUCGAAGACCACCUCCUGCCAGACGAGGAUUUCCACACACAGGUCCAUGAAGCCAUCCAUAUCAUCUGCAGUUUCCUGAAGGAGAGGUGUUUCCUAUGGGCCCCCCACCCUGUUUGGGUGUCCAAAGUUGUGAAGGGUGGCUCCUCAGGCAAAGGCACGACCCUCAGGGGCCGAUCAGAUGCUGACCUCGUCGUCUUCCUCACCAAUCUUACAAGUUUUCAGGAACAACUUCAGCGCCGAGGAGAAUUCAUCAGGGAAAUUAGGAGACAGCUGGAAGCCUGUCAAAGGGAGAAAACAUUUGAAGUGAAGUUUGAGGUCCACAAACAGCAAUGGGAGAAUCCCCGUGCUCUCAGCUUCGUGCUUAGAUCCCCUCAGCUCUAUGAGUGGGUGCAGUUUGAUGUCCUGCCCGCUUUUGAUGCCCUGGGUCAGUUGACCAGAGGCUACAGACCUGACCCUAAAGUCUACAUCCAGCUUAUCCAAGAGUGCGAGUCCCUGAGGAAAGAGGGCGAGUUCUCCCCCUGCUUCACGGAACUGCAGCGAGCCUUCCUGAAGGAUUGUCCAACCAAGCUGAAGAGCCUCAUCCGCCUUGUGAAGCACUGGUACCAAAUGUGUAAGGAGAAGCUUGGGAAGCCGCUGCCCCCGCAGUAUGCCCUGGAGCUUCUGACAGUCUAUGCUUGGGAGCAAGGAAGCAUGGAAACAAGAUUCAGCACAGCUCAGGGAUUUCAGACGGUCUUGGAAUUAGUCCUGAAGCAUCAGAAGCUUUGCAUCUACUGGGAGAAGUAUUAUGACUUUGAAAACCCUAUUAUUGGACAAUACCUGUUAAGGCAACUUGCAAAACGCAGGCCUGUGAUUCUGGACCCGGCUGACCCUACAGGAGACGUUGGUGGUGGAGACUCAUAUAGCUGGGAGCGGCUGGCACAAGAGGCUAGAGCCUGGCUGAGUUACCCAUGCUUUAAGAAAGGGGAUGGGUCUCCAGUAGGCUCCUGGAAUGUGUCGCCCAAAGACCAUAGUGACCUGAUAUACAAGACCUAUGGUUUUAGACAGCGCUAUGGAACCUCUCCGAGACUCACACACCAGAGAGGAGCCCCUCCCCAGGUGGAAGAGAAUUGGACAUGUGCCAUCCUCUGAACGCCAGAAUCUCCUAAAGGCAAGGUAGCAUUUUCCCACAGCUCCCUCCCCACCAGAGCCUGUUCUCCGACAAUAUCCUCUAGAGACAGCAGGAGAGACUCAGACAAAAAAGAGGAAUCCCAGUCUUCACGCUCUUCUCUGUACCUGGUGGGAGGGUUGUGGUCCAAUUUAUUGUCAAUAAC
This is a messenger RNA of Mesoplodon densirostris (Blainville's beaked whale), 1475 nucleotides long. Its product is annotated as 2'-5'-oligoadenylate synthase 1-like. Gene Ontology annotation, biological process: negative regulation of viral genome replication; defense response to virus; regulation of ribonuclease activity. Gene Ontology annotation, molecular function: 2'-5'-oligoadenylate synthetase activity; double-stranded RNA binding. The transcript has 7 exons. The coding region runs from base 121 to 1293 and encodes 390 amino acids. The record is from RefSeq and is a predicted model, not a curated record. Gene Ontology annotation, cellular component: cytosol; nucleoplasm; membrane. NCBI's taxonomy places the organism in Eukaryota, Metazoa, Chordata, Mammalia, Artiodactyla, Ziphiidae.